Glossina fuscipes is the source of this 1158-nucleotide messenger RNA. It is a transcript of the gene CBP, whose product is annotated as sarcoplasmic calcium-binding protein. The coding region runs from base 273 to 1136 and encodes 287 amino acids. The record is from RefSeq and is a predicted model, not a curated record. NCBI's taxonomy places the organism in Eukaryota, Metazoa, Arthropoda, Insecta, Diptera, Glossinidae. The transcript has 4 exons. Gene Ontology annotation, molecular function: calcium ion binding.
GUACAUAUAUAUAUAUAUAUUGUUCCCAUUGCUGUGAGAAAGUGGAUACAAAGGAAUAUUUAUUUCUGAAUGCGCAGCAGUUUCGAGUUUUGAUUUUUCGAACUGUAAUUUUAAAAUUGAUUUGAGCUUCGUUGAAGACGGAACGAAAAUUCAAAAAUAUAUAGAACAAAAUUCUUGUGGAAAGACAUCAAUCGUUCAGAGUGCAGUGAAACUUUACAGAUUAAAAUUUAAUUUUUCCAGACAAUGAUCUUCAAAAUAUUGUUUCCACACAUAUGGCGGCUCUCGCAAUAAUUGCUCGUUGGCUAUUGCGUAGUCCUACAAUAAUAUUUGAACGCAAUUUUGCCAUCGAAUCCGUUUCACAUUUAAACGGUUUCCUGUUACUUAAACAAUUGCCCCGUGUUUCAACUGCUGCACAAUGCUCGCAUUUUAAUCAACAGGACAAAGUCACGUAUACCGUAAAUCGGAUCACUUUAUUAUAUGCGGAACGGGAUGAGAGAUUAUUACGACAAACAAGUGGACAAGAAGAAAAUAAUUCCGACUCAGAAAACGAAUAUGAAUGCGAGCGAGAAAAGCAUUAUUUAAAAUGCGGACAACGGGGUGAUUCAGAAUUUUGGCGCCGCAAAAUGUGUACGUUACACAGGGUUCUAGAUAUUAAUCGGGACGGGGUUAUAUCUUUUGAUGAUUUCGGGCUUUUGGUCAAACGUUUUACGGAUUUGGGUCAUUUGUCGCCCGAGAUGUCGGUUGAAUUUUUCAAUGUCGUGCGACUUACCUGGGAAGAACAAUUUGGCCCUAUAACAACUUACAAUCUAGUCACCGCCGAACAGUUUUUAAUUGAUAUGCAACACCGUUUAAAUGAUGAAGACUUGCGUAAGCAUUUGGGCAAAUUUUUAUUUUAUUUAUUCAAGGCUGUGGAUUACGAUCAUACUGGUCACUUGGAUCUCGAUCAGUAUAAAUUAUUCUUCCAUUGUUUGGGUCUGGGAGAUGAAAAUGCUGCCGUCUCUUUUGCCGCGAUUGAUAAGAAUGGUGACGGCCUCAUCUCACUAAACGAAUUUGUUCAUUUGGGCCGUCAGUUUUUCUUAACCGAAGAUGAAACAAAAAUUUCGAAAUUGUUUUGGGGUCCGCUAAUUAAUCAUUAACUUGAAAUAGGAUUGCUAUAUU